UUACUUGUAUUUCUACUUGUGAACUGAAGGUAAUCAGCGAGGAUGGAUAUGUACAGCUUGAACGUGACUUUAAUUAUGCCGUUUACGAUGUUAAAUGUAUUAGACUGCUUCACACACUGACAUCCGGGUAUUUUUACCAUACAUGCGUCUCAGUUUGUUUACACUGCAGCAGGUGGUUAACGGCGUAUUAGCUGUUAGUUUCUUUAUUGUUGUAACAAUGGAAUCACAAUGCGAGUAUUUGAUGUACUUUCCUUCCGCUCCAAUAUCGACUCUGUUAGACCCGGCAGAGUACACAACUCUUCCGCGGCGAAAACACGUCUACCUCGGGGAGAGCGUCCAGUUUCUGUUGGUUCUGCGGUCCCGGAACGCAGCGGGGAGGGAUGACAGCUCCGGUGUUUUACCUUGGAAGGAUCUGGCGGGUUUCCUGUCUGCUCAGGCGAGUGUGUGCGUCGCCGAGAGCCGGCAGCAGAGGCCUAGUGAGUACCAGCCUGACCUCCAAAGCAGCUGCAGCGAGGACGGGGAAGAGGAGCCCGGAGAGAGAGAGUUUGGAACCACAGACGACCGCGGAAGACCGGAUAGCAACCGGACUUUCAGACAGUGCAGCCCGCUUCUAGUUCACAACAAGUCGGGAAGUGAUGGGCCCAAGUACGGAAGAGAACCGGUAAAGUCUGCUCUGGUGUUGGAUGACCAGGUUAUCUUUAGUCUCACUGUCUCUUUGGACAAGCUGCCAGUCAACACACUCAAAGUCAAGAUUAUUGUGACUGUGUGGAGUCAGGAGGAGGAGAAGGUGGCGGUGAGGGAACAUGGCUAUCUGACUCUUCUGCAGCUCAGGAGUCCAACACACACCUUCAGACAGGACCUCAGCACCUUUAAGGCACAGGUCAGCACGCUCCUGAAUGUUCUUCCUCCUCCCAGUGUCCAAUGUCGGCAGAUGACUGUUUCUGGAAAACACCUAACUGUCCUCAAAGUGUUGAACUGUAGCUCUCAGGACGAGGUGUGUCUCAGAGAUAUGAAGAUCCUUCCCAACUAUAACUCAUCCUACCUCCCAAUGAUGCCAGAUGGUUCAGUUCUCAUAGUCGACAAUGUCUGUCACCAAUCAGCUGAGGUCACCAUGGCUUCAUUUUAUCGGAUAGACAGCGAGUCAUCACGUUUACCCAGCAUGCUCAGCGCCUUGGAGGAACAGAACUUCCUGUUCCAGCUGCAGCUAGAAGACAAAGGGGAGGAGGACUCCAGUGAGGGUUUGGAAGUCCCAUUGGUGGCUGUGCUACAAUGGUACACUCCAACACUGCCUUUCACAAGAUACAUCUCUAGUUGUUACUCAUUGCCCAGUAUCCGCUUGUAUCGUCCUCGGCUGGUGAUGACAGCUUCCUGUCCCAGUGCUGUCAGGCCGCUGGAGAACUUCUGGGUAAAAUACACCCUGUUGAACAACUUGCAGGACUUCCUGGCUGUUCGUCUCAUCUGGAAUUCUGAGGAGUUGAGCCAGCAUAUGAAACUGAAGCUCCAGUUCACAGCCUCGGUGUCCACUCCUCCUAUGGAGUUUCGAUCUCCACUGAGGAACUCGCCUUCAUCUUCUGGUCCUGCGGUCAGAGAGCUGCUGGAGAGACACAGCCUGGGCCGGUCUCAGAGUUUCUCCCACCAGAACCCAUCCAGGUCACACCACGUCAGGUCAAGCAGUGUGAUGGAGCGUCGGACUGUAACCCCAUCUAUAGGGUCUCCAAUGGGCAGAGCCCUCUACUUGCCCCCUGACCACACCCUCAUUUCAAUGGACAAAAUAGCCAAGAGAGAGUGUAAGGUGUUAGUGCUGGAACCAAUCCAAGAUGCACUCAGCAGAUGACCUGAGAGGAAACUUUUACUGGAGACACAAACAUCAGUGUUUGAUCCUUCUGUCCAGCUGCCAGAGCCUCUGCCUCAAGGAGACAUUCAGAGCGAAACAAGAAAGACUGAUGGAAGGAGGAGGUGGUUCAUCAUUUCACUGGGUUAUCAUUUCACCGGAUGAGAACGUUGUUGUUUUUUUUUGUUUUUUUUGUUACAUUCUUCCAGCCUUUGUUCCAUUUGUUGCAUUUUACUCAAUGGGUUAUUUUUAUUGCCUUACUACUUGUAUGCCUGGGUGAUUUGUUGAUAUUUAUAGAGUAUUUCAAGAAGUUAAGGGACUCAUCAUUGAUUGUUUGUAUGGCAGCCAUACAAGGAUAUAGGAUAUAAUAAGGAAACUAGGCAGCCAAUUAGGAUCCAGUAGUAAGUAACAUUCCAACAUUUCAUGAAAUAAAUUUGUUUGGUAUCAAACCCAGGUCAGAUCAGACAAAACUGCUAGCCUAGCUACGUCUUAAAACAUAGACCUUGAAACAACUAUUUCCAGGUGGUAUACUACUACAUCCAACACCUUUGGGAUGAACAGCAACGCCUAAUGAGAGUGAGGCCUGUUGUGUUGUUCUAACCUAAGUUAAACAUGUUCUGAAAUUGUUUUUGUCUUGAAAUUAUUGACAGUACAUAUAAUGGACAGAGUUUCUGGGUUUGAAAAGUGAAGCCAAUGCGGAAUUGUCGUUCUGGACUACUGUAGAAACAUGUCGGUUUAACAUGCCGAACUCUGCCAGAAGAGUAACCGUCCCCUUCUGUAGAUAAAAACUGCUCAUUCUAAGGUUAAAAAACAAUACUAUUACAAUCUUAUUUUCAUGUGAUUACAUACUGAUUAAAUAUACCUAUGAAUAUUUUAUUCCUUUUCUGCCAGUAGAUCCUCCUAUAUGUUACACACUGGACCUUUUAAAGUUACAAAAAUUAAAAUGUAAUUUGUUUAUAUUAUGAAUACAAACAUGUUAUUGUACACUGGAGGACAUCAGCUAAGAUUUGAAGGGCUUGCAUUGCCUCGUACCUUUCCUACUGUAGUUGGAAGUGGUUUGCAGUCUUGACAUUCAUUAUAUAUUUAUUAUAAAAUGCGAUACAAUUGGAAUGUUAGUGUGAUCCAUUUAGUGUCUUUACACACUGGCUAAUUUAUUUAAAUUUAAUUGUCUUAAUGCUGUCUCUUUAUUGUCAACGUUGGAUUGUUAAUUUUCAGUUAUAUGGCGUCUUAGUUUUAAAUAGAUGUUUUUGUCUUUUAUUGACCCCUCACAUACACUGGAUUACACUUUUACAUUCUAUUUUUUCAGAAAUAAUGUAAUCUUCAUUGCUCAACAUUUGAAGGAGUUUUUGUUGUGGCUAUACCAUGCUACUAGAACAGUGUUUUACAAAAUGACCAAAGCACUUCAACAAAAAAACAUUAUUUUGCAUAAAAUGAUCCUGGUUGACAAUGAUCAAAAUUAGAGAACAGCAAUGACUGUAGCAGGAAGAAAUAUUACAACAACAUUUUCUUAACGUUACAACAGUCAACAAUUAGUAAGAAGUGUACAGGCCGUUGCUUUGAAUGACGUCAGCACAUCUGUGGCCACAGGACAUCACUAGUCUCUCACACUGCUCUGGUGUUAUUCUGGUCCACUCUUCUUCCAGUCUCUUCCACAGUUCGGUGACUGUAGUGGGUUUAUUGGACAUAACUUUGUCAUCAAGAAUUUUCCAGAGGUUUUCUAAUGGGUUUAGAUCAGGACUCUGGGCUGGCCAUUUCAUUAUUUCAAUGUUUUCAGUAUCAAGUAACUGCUUUACCCGUUUUGCUGUGUGACGGGGGGCAUUGUCCUGCAUGAAAAUCGUGGCUGAUUGGGUGAUGAAUGUAGGGAAGGAACCACGUUGUGGAAGAAGGUUCUGACAGACAUUUGUAUUCACUCUGCCAUGUAGUUGUAUAAGAGGCCCAACUCCUGCUGCAGAAAACAUUCCCCAAACCAUGACACUGACUUCUUUACACACUUUACUUACACUUUACAACGAACAUAUUGUUUCCCAUCGGACCCAAAUAAAUUA
Molecule: messenger RNA, 3876 nt
Organism: Morone saxatilis (striped sea-bass)
Lineage: Eukaryota; Metazoa; Chordata; Actinopteri; Moronidae
Product: microtubule-associated protein 11-like
Biological process (GO): cilium assembly
Cellular component (GO): TRAPPII protein complex
Molecular function (GO): alpha-tubulin binding
Source: RefSeq, a predicted model, not a curated record